Messenger RNA from Fopius arisanus, 2693 nucleotides. RefSeq names its product solute carrier family 35 member F5. The coding region runs from base 316 to 1755 and encodes 479 amino acids. The transcript has 6 exons. Lineage: Eukaryota; Metazoa; Arthropoda; Insecta; Hymenoptera; Braconidae. The record is from RefSeq and is a predicted model, not a curated record. Gene Ontology annotation, cellular component: membrane.
UCAUCACCCCAACAUGGCUGCACAAUUGCACAAUUGUGUUCGUGUUAUCCGGUGAAACAAUAGGCCACGAAUGCAGGAAAAUAUUCCAUCCGAGGUGAAGUGUCAUUUUAAAGUGUAAAUUUUUCUUUAUCAUUGUUGUCAUUCAUCGAUAGCGACACACCAUCGAGUCAAUCCUGAUUGUCAAGGCCCAUCUAAGGAUGUAGACAAUGCGAUUGAUCAAUUAUGACAUAACUGGUGUCAGUGGAUAUUACUCAGACGAGAUGCAGCACACUAAUGAGUUUUAAUCACUCAUAAUCGAUAAUUGAUCGAGAAUUGAUGAGUUGCUCGGUGGAAUUGCGACAGAGGAGGCAAAACGGGAUGACGGAGGAUCCCCAUAGAUUGGCAGCAAUGAUGAACAAGUCCCAGAGGCUGGUACUGGGACUUCUCGUUCUGCUUCUUGUGGAUAUCAUUUGGGUAUCCAGCUCCGAGAUGACUAAGUACGUCUACAAAGAAGCGUCAUUCGAGAAGCCAUUCUUCAGUACCUACGUCAACACCUCGAUGUUCACUCUUUACCUCUUGGGGCUGUGCUUCUGGCCGCCCUGGAGAGACCAGUGCAACAAGCCCACAACUUACAUGUUCAUAGAUCCAAAUAUCGAGGACGAUAAUUUUUACUCGGAAGCCAAUACCAGUCUCAGUGAUCCCACAUUUGUUCCAAUAAAAAAACCAGAUCAUUACGACAGAUCAUCGGGAACAGAGAGCGAUGAUUCAUCGAUUCGUGGUGUGAGAUUCAGCAAAUUGGCUGAAGUAAGACACAUGUCUGAGAGCGAUGCUACUGAAGCACUUUUUGCGAGGCUCAGUUAUCAGGCAAGUGUUUGGGCUGGUGAACACGCUAGAAGACAGGCGCACAAAUUCUCCAUCCAGGAAGUCGCGAAAAUAGCACUGAUGUUUUGCUUUCUCUUAUUUCUGGCUAAUUACACAUUCCAAAUAUCCCUGGCUGAGAUUGAAGCUGGAAUGGUGACAGUAUUAUCGUCAACGUCGAGUCUCUUCACAUUAUUUCUUGCGACAUUCUUUCCGAGCAACAGCAAAGAUAAGUUCACGCUGUCGAAACUCGUUGCUGUUGGUGUCAGUAUUUUUGGUCUAGCACUGGUGGUGCUGUCUGAUAUGCACAUGGAGAGCAAGGGAGAUCCACCAGGAAUAAUAUUGGCUCUAGUCAGUGCAUUUUUCUACGCUGCGUACAUCGUUUUUUUGAAGAGAAAAGUCGAUCAUGAGGAUCGUAUGGAUAUUCCCAUGUUUUUUGGAUUUGUUGGGCUUUUUAAUUUAAUUCUACUGUGGCCAUUAUUUUUUAUUCUUCAUUAUGGGCAUUGGGAGGAGUUCGAGUGGCCUAACAGCCAUCAGUGGACAUUUCUUAUCAUCAAUGGACUCAUUGGGACUGUUCUCAGUGAAGUUUUGUGGUUGUGGGGAUGCUUCCUGACGUCUUCUCUUCUGGCUACACUAGCUGUCAGCCUCUCCAUGCCCAUGUCCAUGAUUGCUGAUGUACUUCUCAAGAAUGUCGAGUAUUCAUGUGUUUUUUAUCUCGGUAUGGUACCCAUGGUACUGGCAUUCGUCACAGUUUCUCUGCUGUCGCAUUACGAUAAUUGGGACCCGGUUAUGGAUUUGAUCAAGAGCUUUGACUCCUGGUUGUUCAAGAAGAGUCGAACUGUGAGGAUUCCUGACUUGGAGGCCGAACAAACUGAAUCUCUCAUCGGUAUUAAUCACGGGGAGGAUCAUGAGGCUUAAGACAAUAAAAUUGCAUUCCGAGUUAUCAAAUGCAGGAGUUUCGUUUGAAUUUAACUUCGAUAGAGCUGCCUCCAAACUCAAGUUAUUUCCGAUUAAUUUGCAUAGUAGCAGCAGCUCCCACAAUUUAUUUGGGAAAUUAACAGCUAAAGGGUCAAAGGUAAUUGUCAAUGUGAUUUGAGUAAUUGUUUUAAGUAAUUGCAUAUCCCGAGCUUUAGUACUGGUUGCGUUGCGUUAUUCUGGGGACUGAGUUUCGAAUGCUGUUAGUAUUCCAGUGCUUAACUGCGAGCGUUAAUAAUUUCGUACUUACAAGAAUAUAAUUUACACAAACUUAGAUUAAUUGUAAUUACUUGAAGACACUGUCAGUGAGAUAUUUAUGUAAUUCGUCGAGGGAAAUGAUCAAAAUGUUGCUAAUCCAGACCAAGACUCCUAAAUUAAUUGAGUAAAAAAAAUGUUCAAGUGUUGAUUAAUCCUUUAAUGAGGGAUUCGGUAGAGGAGUGGAAAAAUGUCAAAGAGGGAGACUAAAGAAUUUUACAUUUUACUAAACGAACGGAUUAUCUUAAAAUGUGUGAAAUUUUCACGUUUUGCCACUUUCCUACAGAAUAUUGUAAUGUCACAGCUGUCAUGGAAUUUAAUUAAUUAAAUCGACUCUCCACAAAUUGUCUAUAAAAUCUAGUCAAUGAGAAAAAUCCAAAAUAAUACCUACAAAAAAAAAAUCAUCUAAAUGUAUUGCGACGUCGAGGAACAUAUUUUUCUACAAUUGGUAAUGAAUUUUCGAUUAUAAAAUGUUUUAAAAAUAAUUAGAGACGUGAGACAUCAAUGUACAAUUCUACUUUUAAUCAAUCAUUUGAGACUGCUUGAUUUUUCGCCUUCCUUGGAAGACUAAAGAUUGCUCGCACAAUAAAAACAAUUAUUGAAACAACAAAAUAUGAAAAAAAAAA